GAGGGAGGGGCGCGAGCGGCGGGAGCCCACGAUGCCCGAGUUCCUGGAGGACCCGUCGGUCCUGACCAAAGACAAGUUGAAGAGCGAGUUGGUGGCCAACAACGUGGCGCUCCCGGCCGGCGAGCAGCGCAAGGACGUGUACGUGCAGCUCUACCUGCAGCACCUCACGGCGCGCAACCGGCCGGCGCUCGCCGCGGGCGCCAACAGCAAGGGGCCCCCCGACUUCUCCAGCGACGAGGAGCGCGAGCCCACGCCGGUGCCGGGCUCCGGGGCCUCCGCGGGCCGCGGCCGCGGCGCCGUCGGCAGGAAAGCCACAAAGAAAACUGACAAGCCCAGACUGGAGGAUAAAGAUGACCUGGACGUGACAGAGCUCUCGAAUGAAGACCUUCUGGAUCAGCUCGUGAGAUUCGGGGUGAACCCCGGUCCCAUCGUGGGGACAACCAGGAAACUGUACGAGAAGAAGCUGUUGAAACUGAGGGAACAGGGGCCAGAGUCUCGAUCUUCUACUCCUCUGCCAACAGUCUCUUCUUCAGAAAAUGCGAGGCAGAAUGGCAGUAAUGACUCCGACAGAUACAGCGACAAUGACGAAGACUCUAAAAUAGAGCUCAAGCUUGAGAAGAGAGAGCCACUAAAGGGCAGAGCAAAGACUCCAGUAACACUCAAGCAAAGAAGAGUUGAGCACAACCAGGUUGUCAAUAGGUUGACUGGAAAUUUCAAGCAUGCAUCUUCUAUUCUGCCAAUCACUGAAUUCUCAGACAUACCCAGAAGAACACCAAAGAAACCAUUGCCGAGAGCCGAAGUGGAAGAAAAAACAGAGGAAAGAAGAGUAGAAAGGGAUAUUCUUAAGGAAAUGUUCCCCUAUGAAGCAUCCACUCCCACGGGAAUUAGUGCUAGUUGCCGCAGACCAAUCAAAGGGGCAGCAGGCCGACCACUAGAGCUCAGUGACUUCCGGGUGGAAGACUCCUUCUCAUCUAAAUAUGUCCCCAAGUAUGUCCCCUUGGCGGACGUCAGAUCAGAAAAGACGAAGAAGGGACGCUCCAUUCCCAUGUGGAUAAAAAUGUUGAUGUUUGUUGUAGUAGCAGUUUUUUUGUUUUUGGUGUAUCAAGCUAUGGAAACCAACCAAGGAAAUCCCUUCACUAAUUUUCUUCAAGAUAAUAAAAUAUCCAACUGAAGAAAUCACUUCGGCACAUUCAACCUGAUCUCCUGUUUUUAAUAACUGUAGAAACAUCCGUGUCCUCUGUUGCCUGAAGAAGUAGCAUCAUGACUUCACCUCAGUAAAAUCAGCGCUGCACUGAAAAGCAGACGAGACUCAUACAUGGACCUCAUUUCAACACUUUGGACUUGGGAGAUCACAUUGUGCCAUAUGAAUAAUUUUUUUAGCUCUGGAACUUUUUUGUAGGCUUUAUUUUUUUAAUGUGGAUAUCUUAUUUCACUUUUGGGGAAAAUGCAUUGUUUUGUGUAUUUGAAAAAUAAGGCAAAACAUGGUGAUGUAAUGUGAAGCUACACAUUAAAUACUUGGAAUUCUUACAGAAAAGAUUUAUGACUUAUUCUCUACCGAGUAAAAAUGUUACAGAUGUGAAUGAGGUGAGUUAGAGAGGGUCCCCCGUUGUGCUCCCUGUAAUGUCACGGUGUGUUGUCCAUGGAAGGUGCAGCAAUAAGCUCUGGUGUGACUUGGGUCAGUGAUAGCGUGGUAUUGCUGGUGCGGCCCUGCCAUACUUCUCCCUGAAAUAGUUUCAUGGCAUGAAAUUCCCGCUUCGUUCAACCAUUUAAGUACACUUGCUUCUCCACAGAGAUCUUCUAGGGCAACAUGGACACCUGUUUGCAGUUACUAUUAGCUGGCGACGUUUGGAAGAGCAGUUAGCUAGCUAUGAGAUGGUCAUUGGAAUCUUGUACUUUUUAUCUACAACAGAGCGUUUACCCUGUCAGCCCAGGAUAUUAUCAAAAUGUCCUUUAGGUAAAUAAGUGCAGGGGUGUUUGUCCUGUCAGGAACUAAGGGCUGGUCUCCUGCUUCAUUUGGGUUCCUUGCUUCAAUGUCUUCUACUACCAAAAAGAAAAAAUUACUUUGCCAGGGAUUUUUUUCUGUUUUAGGUUGAGGUGUGGGGUGUUUCUGGGGUUUUGUUUGUCUUAGCCAUAUAGUUCCUGAUGUAAUUCGAUUUAAAGGUCUAUCAUUUGCUUUUAAAUCCCAUACGCAGUAGCAGAUGCUUCCUUUGUAAUUGUGAAUAAGGGUGGGCAUUAUAAUUAUGAUUUUAUGUACUCUUGAAGUGAUUAACAAUAUCCUUAUGGUUGUCUUAUAUUUUAGCUGAAAUUUACCUCAUGUAUGGCUUAAAUAAAAGUUGCAGUAAAUUUAAAUUUUAGUAGAAUCAAGUAAAGCAAAAAAUUUUUAAAUUAGUCAUUUUUAAGUUACAAUUUUACAGUCAUUGACCGUAAAGCACACUAAAAAUGUAAAUUAUUUUUAAUAACAUCCAAAAAUGUAAAGGUAAUUCUAAUUUUUAAAAAAGGAGGAAGUGAAGAUGACUAUUUAGACCAGCACACAAUUUUCUAUUGUAUUUAGCUUUUAGAUAUUUCAUAGACAUUUUAAGUAAACUUUGUCAUUAAGACCAGAACAUGUAGGUGUGGUCUGGUCUUUCAGGACAUGUGGGAAGCUGACUCAGAUCUGAAGUGCUUGCCUCUCUGAGUAAAAGUGUCUCUUUUGAGAUGAGCCACAGGGGGGCCAUGUUUUACUCAAUUUUCCACUCUAAGGUAAUAGCCAUCUUUCUUCCUUUGUUUUCAGACAGUGCUUCUCAUACUGUUUCAGUCUUUGGUUUAUAAUUAAAAAUUGUGAGAAGCCCCACUUAAUGUUUAAAAAUGUGGGGAGAUAAAUCAGACUUAACAUAUACUAUAAGCAAGGUCAGUCUGGAAUAGGAAAAGUAUGGUCCAGUAUAGCAAAAGUAGGGCCAGGUAAAACAUGCCAUUUUUUUUAAAAAGUGUACUUGGUCUUUUGUCUGUGUCUGUUUUAUUCCACUAGAGUAAAUGUGUCCUCAAUGGAAAUGCAAAGCAUUUAUUAAUUCCUAGAUGUAGACUUUACAAUAUAAUUCAAUAAUAAAGAAAUUAACUCUA
Phodopus roborovskii (desert hamster) is the source of this 3096-nucleotide messenger RNA. It is a transcript of the gene Tmpo, whose product is annotated as thymopoietin. The coding region runs from base 32 to 1171 and encodes 379 amino acids. Gene Ontology annotation, molecular function: DNA binding. Lineage: Eukaryota; Metazoa; Chordata; Mammalia; Rodentia; Cricetidae. The transcript is spliced from 7 exons. The record is from RefSeq and is a predicted model, not a curated record.